Molecule: messenger RNA, 2862 nt
Organism: Spirodela intermedia
Lineage: Eukaryota; Viridiplantae; Streptophyta; Magnoliopsida; Alismatales; Araceae
Source: the annotation of a GenBank genome assembly
AUGACGAGAUCGGCCGACCCGGACGAGGAGAUCUGGGGUACAAGAGAGGAGCUCCUGCUGGCAAGCGCCGUUAGCCGGCACGGGGCGCAAAACUGGGACUCGGUGGCCAUGGAGGUGCAGAAGCGUAGGCCCAUCGCCACUCUCGUCACCGCCCAGACCUGCGAGAAGCGCUUCCACGACCUUCAGCGGCGAUUUACGGCAGAAAAGAGCGGGAUCGACGGCGAGGACGCUCGCGGCGGCGCCGAAUCAGAUACGAUCUCCCUGCUCGAGAAACUCCGGAAACUCCGUGUCGCCGAGCUCCGGCGAGAGGUCGAGCGUUACGACGUUUCCAUCUUGUAAAUCCACGGCGCUCUUAAUUUUCGCCUAGUUCUUUGCCGAUUUUUCUUCUCUAGACCGAGGAUCUGAUGUCGGCUGGUUUGUGGUGGCGAUUAGAUCUAAUUUGUUAUUUUCUCUGGUAUUUAUUUCCUGAUAUCUCUGCCUUUAUCCAGAUCUCUCCAAUUGAAAGUGAAAGAGCUCAAAGAAGACCGCGAACGGACGCUCCCCGAGGAGCAGCAUUCUGGCGACCGGGCGCCGGAUCCGCCGGAGGCCGAGGGGAAGAAGAAAGGCGCCGAGUCGCCGAUGCGCUCGACGGAGAACGCCGCCGCGGACUGCGCCUCGAACGGGGACAUCGGCCGCUCCUGCAGCGAGUCGAACUCCACGGGACAGAAGGCCACCCAGGAUUCCGACGCCGCAACGGACGGCAACCCCGACGGGGCAACGGACGGCGCCGGGAGCAGGGACCCUGCGGCGGCGGAUCCGGUCACCGGGGACGACGAGAAGCUCGCCGGUGAGGGCUCCUACAACGGGAGCUCCGACACGGUGGCCAAGGGCACGGAAGCGGCCACCCCCCCGGAUGAGCCGGUGGCGACGAACCCCGCGAACCGGACGGACGCGGGCGACUCCGGCGAGUCCAUGGCCGAGUCGAAAGGGGAGGAGACUUCCAAGGAGGGCAGCGACGUUCAGAGCUCGGCGAGCCCCUCCCGGCGGCGAUUCUCGCGGCGGACGGCGGGUUCCGGGGUCAGCAGCGGGGGGGACGACGCGGAAGCCGACGAGGUCUCCCUCCCGUCCAAGAUCAUCGCCGCCGCCCGAUCUCCACCCUUGGCGGCGUCCUUCCUCGAGACCAUCCGGUCUUCCAAGCUCGGUUCCACGUUCGAGCGACGGAUCGAGUCCCAGGUACUUUUUCCAAUUCUAGCAAAUCCUCAUCUCCUCCUCCCCUCCCCGGUCAUCCAUCGAAGAACCCACCUUCUCCCCGUUAUUCAUUAAAAAAUAUUUAAAGUAAGUACGAAAACUUAUUUCCGCUGAUUUUUCCAAGAGAUGACGCAUGACAUUAAUAUCGAGAAAAUAAGAUCGGGCCUCCUCCCCUGUAUCUUGUGGGAGCCGGCGCGCUCCAUCUGGGAUGCGCUGUGGAACGUGGGACCGAUCUGUGUCCGUUCGAUCUCGAUCAGGACUGUGAUGAUCUCUCUUCUGGACCUGGAGGGAGAGAAAGAGAGAGAGCCGCAGCAGUUCUGCUGUCCCCUCGGCACGGGAUAGUAAAGCUGGCUCGGGCCAGCUUAUAUCGCUAGUAGUGCUAGCGGGGCCCAGUUGGCGACCGUCUCGUCAGGAGACGAGUCAGCCGAUCCGAAUCGACCCAGUUCGAUAGCCGUCCGUCGGUCACUCUCUUUUUAAGCUUGCUUGUUAUCAUUUAUUUCCGUGCUCGCUGUAUUCGUCUUUGACUCUCAUCUCUCUCUCUCUCGCUAUGAUCAGGAGACGACGAGGUACAGGAGCUUGAUUCGGCAACACAUGGAUCUGGCGACGGUGCAGGGGAAGAUGACGGAGGGGUUAUAUACGCGGGAGGUCGAGUUCUACCGCGACUUGCUGCUGCUCUGCACGAACGCGGUCGUCUUCUUCCCCAAGGAUUCCACGGAGCACACGGCGGGAGUGCAGCUGCGGGAGCUCGUCCGGAAUCAGAUUGCCGUCGCGGUUCAGAAGGCCGCCACCGCGGUGCCCUCCACGGCGGCGGCCGAAGAGACGGCUCUCCCGCCUGCGCCGACGUCGCCGGCGGGGCCGCCGGCGGUUCCCGUGACCAAGGUGGAACCCGAUCUCUCGGACUCGCAUCUGGAGAAGCCGAGUUCUGACACUCCACUGGUUUCUUGCCGGAAACGGAGCUCUGUUUCUACUGGGAAGGCGGCUGCGAAGGUGGCGGCAGAGCCAAAGGUGGAGGAGGAGGAGAAACCGGAGCCGGACGAGGAAGAAAUGGAGAAGACGGAGAAGAAGAGGGCAGUGAAAGAGAGGUCGUCCGUUGUGGGGGUGAGACGGUUGAGGACCGGCAAGGGGAGAAGGAAGGCCAACGGAGCGGGCAAUAAGAAGAGCCCCCCCGCGAACUCUGUGCCGGCCGCGACGGAGAACUCAUCAGGGAGCGCGAAGUCGGAAACGAAGAAUGCCAGCAGCGGUGCCGCCGGCAACGCCAACAUCUCGGCAGCGAAGAAGAGGAGCGCGGUGAACUUCUUGUCACGGAUCAGCCGCAGUGCCGCGGCGUCCUCCUCCAACGGGACACUUCUGGAGACCCCGAAGAGCUCCUCUGGGAGAGGGGGCAAGGCGGCCGGCGGCGAACAGAAGAAGGGCGGGAGGAAGGAGCAGAGCCCAAGGCAGGGAUCGGCGGCUGCGGGCUCGUCGGGUAAGCAAGCGCAGGAGCAGAGCGUCCCCGUGAAGCGGGGCGUGGGAAGGCCCCCCAAGAGGCCUCCGCCGCCGCUGCCGCUGCCACCCGCGAAGAGAGGGAGGGUGGCCGAGGCGGACGCUCCGCCACCCCCCAGGGCGGCGGCGGGGAAGAAGAGAGGGAGGCGAUGA